AUGGCUGCACCAGCAGCCGAGAAGGAGAGUGAGUGGCCGGUGAAGCCCGAAGGAUAUCAGCUGACGGCUCCUGUCGGAUAUGGCACCUUCGCCACGGUCAGAUUAUGAGGGAUCUGCUUGUGCCAACGCCAGGCGGCUCUUCUCUCUCUCUCUCUCUCUCUCUUCAACCGUGUGGUGUGUGCGUCUGUGUGUCAGGUGUUUAAGGCGUUGGUGCUGGAGGGUCCGCACAAGGGCGAGAAUGUCGGCAUCAAGGUCACAGAGCUGGAGCAGUUCCCACCCGACUCAAAUAUGGGAGAAAUUAAGGUCAGACAGAGAGAGAGCACACAAGCUUUCUGAACAUUCUGACACCCGUGUGUGUGUGUGUGUCUUUGUGUGUCUUAAUGCUGGUCAGACUGAGAUGUACACGAUGCAGAGCGUGCCGGACCACCCCAACAUCAUCAAGUACAACGUGGUCUUCGCCACCAAGACACAGCUCUGGCUCGUCAUGCCCUACAUGGCCGGCGGCUCCUGCGAGAACGUCAUGCAGUACGGCGCACCGGGGGGAUUUAAGGUCUGUCAGCAGCCCAGCCCAGCCACCCACACACAGUAGCCAUCACUCAUCGGCCCACAUCUGACUACGCGUGUGUGUGCGUGUGUGUGUGUGUGGUUGGUGCGUUAGAAUGUGUCACUGCUGGCGUAUGUGUUGCGGGAGACGGCGACGGCUCUCAAGUGUCUGCACGACAACGACAUCAUGCACAGGGACCUAAAAGCCGGCAACAUACUACUCGACACCAAUGGUUGGUCGGCCAGCCAUACCACACACACACACACCAGCGUCUCUCUGUGCUAUGUGUCUAUUGGUCUGGUUUGUCUCUGUGUGUGUCUUUAGGGGACGUUCGUCUGGCUGACUUUGGCGUGUCGGCGUCGUUGAAGGAGGUCAAGACCAGACACACGUUCGCCGGCACACCUUGCUGGAUGGCACCCGAAGUGCUCGCACCGGUCAGCUGACUGCUGGCAUACACACACACACAGAUGCUUACACUCCCUCACUCAUCUGUGUGUUGUGUUGUAUGUGGGUUGUGAGUAGAGUCAGGGCGGCGAGGAGCAGGGCUACGACAUGCGGGCUGACGUCUGGUCGUUCGGCAUCGUCGCCCUCGAACUCGCAAAAGGAGAGGUGCGUCCGUCCGUGAACCUCACUCAAACCACCACAAACCCCCCACACCAUACCCACACAUCCUUCUCUACCAUGUCCGUCCGUCAGGCGCCGUUCCAGCGUCUGCCUCCGCUGAAGGCCAUGAUGAUGAUCAUCCACAACGACCCGCAGCACCUGAGCGCCGCCCAGGGCGGCGUCGACCAGGACUUCGCCGACACGGUCAAUGCCUGCCUGCAGAAGGACCCCGCCAAGCGACCCUCCAUGGACACCCUCCUCACCACCAACCCAUACAAGCGCUUCUUCGCUAAGGCCGCCGGCGGACGGGAGGCACUCGUCCAGCUCCUCGGGGGGCUGCCCUCACUCGACGGCAGGACCAGUGCACCACCUGUCAGCGCGCAAGCACAGGGCGGGUAAGAGACUUACUUGCACCACCUAGGCAUGAACAACCUACACACACCAUGCCGCAGCAGUACCAUACUCAUGUCGGUCUGUCGUGUCUCUGUGUGUCUUAGUGGCGGUCCGGGCGGCCCGUCGUGGGACUUUGCGGUGUUGCAGGAGGGCGAGAGCAACAACAGCAAGAGGGCGGGGGGAGGGGGAGGGGGCAGCCGGGGGGGCGGGCCGUCAUCGUCUGGUGGAGCGCAGAAGCAGCCGUCGGCUGACCCGCUCGAGGGACUCGCUGAGACGGAGACCUGAUCAUGGGAUGGCUAUGCCAUGGCCGAGCCCCGGGCAGCCGGCAGAUAGCCAUCCGUAUGCUUACGUAUCUGUGUGUAGGGGCUGAUGUGAGGGGGGGGGGGGUUGACAU
Messenger RNA from Vitrella brassicaformis, 1934 nucleotides. NCBI's taxonomy places the organism in Eukaryota, Vitrellaceae. The record is from the annotation of a GenBank genome assembly.